AGCAACGCCGCUUUGCCGCAGUUCCCAGUUUGCCGCUACCGCAGCGCCAGGUCGCCGUGUACAACUCCGUAGAGCUCCGACGCCCAACAUGAAUAAUUUCGACCUCAUAGAAAAUAUACGCCUCAGGCGUCCCUUAUGGGACAAGACGACCUGGGACAAAGUCGAUGUCAUCGCCAGAGAGGAACUCUGGAGUGAGGUUGCUUCUAAAAUGGAUACCUCAAAAGAAAUAGUGAAAACGCGAUGGAAGAACUUGCGAGACUCCUAUCGUAAGAUCAUGCGCAAAUUGGAAAAUCUAGAAACCGACGAUCCGAAAUGGUCGUACUUCAAAGCCAUGGAAUUCAUGAAGGACAUUACGCUGAGCGUUCGUGCCAGGAGUCACGAUAUCUCCUUAAAGAAGGCCGACGGCACCCUGGAACCCGACUAUUCCAUCACCCUUCUCUCCACCUCAGCGGAAGACAGCGUCGAUCCCCUUCAAAUGGGUUUUCACCACCACCUCAGACCGCCGUUCCAUAUCAAACAGGAGGCGGGCACGGGAAGACGUCGUCACGCCACCGAAGAUUUAGUGACGCAUUUUUUGGACCUAGACGCCGACAAACACGAGCACGAAAAGCAACUAGCUAGGUUAGCGGUCCAUGAGGACGAUGACUAUCAGUUUUUAGUGAGUUUAUAUCCUCACUUAAAACAAGUACCUGUCAACAGGAAACUGAUGCUAAGGAUGAAAAUCGAACACUUAAUUUACAACGAGGUUUAUCUUCAAAACACAACCGUCACCACACAGACUUGUAAUCCUUUUCAUGCAUAGCGUAAUCUUUAUUCUACAUUAUAAUUUAUAUUAUUAUCAUGUUCGUUGUAUGUAUAGCGUAAUAAUUAUAUUAUUAAUAAAACAGUGUUAUGCUUCAUUAUAAA
This is a messenger RNA of Onthophagus taurus, 906 nucleotides long. RefSeq lists its product as uncharacterized. Gene Ontology annotation, cellular component: nucleus; transcription regulator complex. Lineage: Eukaryota; Metazoa; Arthropoda; Insecta; Coleoptera; Scarabaeidae. The record is from RefSeq and is a predicted model, not a curated record. Gene Ontology annotation, biological process: regulation of transcription by RNA polymerase II. Gene Ontology annotation, molecular function: DNA binding.